Messenger RNA from Perognathus longimembris pacificus (Pacific pocket mouse), 749 nucleotides. RefSeq names its product zinc finger protein 124-like. Lineage: Eukaryota; Metazoa; Chordata; Mammalia; Rodentia; Heteromyidae. The record is from RefSeq and is a predicted model, not a curated record. Gene Ontology annotation, biological process: regulation of DNA-templated transcription. The transcript has 4 exons. The coding region runs from base 1 to 285 and encodes 94 amino acids.
AUGGAGGUCACUGUUAAGGGGAUCUAUUUGCCUUACAUGGUGGAGCCUUUCAGCUUCAAGGAUGUGUCUGUGAAAUUUUCCAAGGAGGAGUGGGCUUUGCUGGAUCAUUCUCAGAAGAGUUUCUACAGAGAUGUAAUGCUGGAAACCUUUAGCAACUUCAGCUGUAUAGGUACAAAAUGGACAGACCUGAACAGGAAUGAUCAGCACAAAAAUUCUCAGAAAAAUCUCAGGAUCCUGCUUCCCUGUGGAGUAGUUCCAGCAUACCCAUCCUUUGUUGCCUGUUGAUCUCUUCUGACUGUAAGUACUUUCAGGGCAAAAUGUGUCUAGUAUCAGAUGAAAACAUGGAGUAAAUGCACUUGGAAUUUUGAGUGUAGUAUCUGGAAGUAUUGCCCAAUGUAGAAGAGUGGCUCGAAUGACACCCCCUCCCCUUAAGAAGUGACACCCAUUUAAAAACAUUCUGAAGUUGACAUUACUGUAGGUCAAGGUUCUAAGACCCUCUAAUCAUUGAAUCACAAUCAUAUGAGGAGGCAUCAGGGAGAAGGUAACAAGGACCUGGUAUGAAAAGAUGGCCACUGGGUUUAAUUUAGGAGCUCAGUAACCAGUGUGGCUGUUACUGAAGCACCCAGACCCUGGCUGGUCAUGCUCCAAGGUAGUACUGGGUGAUGAGGGACUUGAAAUCUAUGCUGAAGUAGUGCCCUGGUGUUACCAGGCAAAUGGCCUCUCAAACCCUGGGAGCUAUCCCUUAUGCU